Colletotrichum abscissum is the source of this 339-nucleotide messenger RNA. RefSeq lists its product as uncharacterized. The record is from RefSeq and is a predicted model, not a curated record. The coding region runs from base 1 to 339 and encodes 112 amino acids. NCBI's taxonomy places the organism in Eukaryota, Fungi, Ascomycota, Sordariomycetes, Glomerellales, Glomerellaceae. The transcript is spliced from 3 exons.
AUGUCAACUUCGGAAAUCCCCCGUCUCAUGCGACGUCCGCCUGGUUCUCAUCUGAACUUUGUGAGAACCAUCUACACUGCAGACGAAACGGCCCUAGCCAAGCAAACUGCUCCUGCAUUACUAUACGUCCAGAGGUCAGCACCCGAGAAGAAGACGCUCUUUGGCAUUUGCGCUACAUGCAGCCUUGUCACGACGAGAAGCGACCAGCCGUCGUCAAGCCCGGAUAACCGCAGCCACUCGCCAUCUUCCGAAGACCCCUACUGGAGGAACAUUCCGGUUCCCCGCUACACCGAAGACAAGCUCUCGGGCAACCAGUCGUAUUGUCCCAUUGUUUGCUGA